This is a messenger RNA of Ostrea edulis (European flat oyster), 892 nucleotides long. Its product is annotated as ribosome production factor 1-like. The transcript is spliced from 9 exons. Gene Ontology annotation, cellular component: preribosome, large subunit precursor; nucleolus. Lineage: Eukaryota; Metazoa; Mollusca; Bivalvia; Ostreida; Ostreidae. Gene Ontology annotation, biological process: maturation of LSU-rRNA; maturation of 5.8S rRNA. Bases 1 to 834 code for a protein of 277 amino acids. The record is from RefSeq and is a predicted model, not a curated record. Gene Ontology annotation, molecular function: rRNA primary transcript binding.
AUGGGAGAGGAGGCUCCUCCAAAGCAAGUACCUAAAACGAUAGAGAGCAUGAGAGUGAAGGACGAAACGAUGGUAGACCCUGAGGAUACUGAGGUUAUGUUAGAUGAAGCCCAAGAUGAGCUGCAGACAUAUUUCAACAGAGAAACUUCACCGAAAAUAUUAAUCACCACCUGUGAUAGACCUUGCCUUGUACAGUUGAACUUGAAUUUUUUCAAACAUCAAUAUCUCAAACUACAUGGAUAUAUCGAAAGAACCAAUAAAUUUUGCAAGGAAUUGAAGCUGAUUAUACCAAAUUCUGAGAUUAAAUACAGGAGAGGUUUGGACCUGAAGAAGGUUAUCCCACAAGCUAUCGAGAGAGACUUUACAGAUAUACUUAUUGUAAAUGAGGACCGGAAAGAACCCAACGGACUAGUUAUAACUCACCUACCAGAGGGGCCCACUCUUCACUUCAAAGUCAGCAAUGUCAGACUAACCACAGAAAUCAAGAGAGUUGGGGAGAUGAGUAAGCACAAACCCGAGUUGAUCCUGAAUAAUUUCAGCACAAGGCUUGGUCACUCAGUAGGGAGGGUGUUUGCUUCACUAUUUCCUCAUGAACCACAGUUCCAUGGACGGCGAGUGGCCACUUUUCACAACCAGAGGGAUUUCAUAUUCUUCAGACAUCACAGAUAUGUAUUUAGAAAUAAUAAAAGGGUUGGACUAAAGGAGCUAGGACCCAGAUUCACAUUAAAGUUAAGGUCAUUACAGAAAGGAACAUUUGAUUCCAAGUAUGGAGAGUACGAGUGGGUACAUAAGAGGAAAGAAAUGGAGACAAGCAGGAGGAAAUUUUCUUUAUAACUUUUUUGUUGUACAGUUGUAUAUUUUUUUUUAUGAAAUAAAUCCAUCAUGUUUUCAA